Messenger RNA from Phyllostomus hastatus (greater spear-nosed bat), 1514 nucleotides. RefSeq names its product homeobox B13 (gene HOXB13). The transcript has 3 exons. Gene Ontology annotation, biological process: regulation of transcription by RNA polymerase II. Lineage: Eukaryota; Metazoa; Chordata; Mammalia; Chiroptera; Phyllostomidae. The record is from RefSeq and is a predicted model, not a curated record. The coding region runs from base 251 to 1108 and encodes 285 amino acids. Gene Ontology annotation, molecular function: DNA-binding transcription factor activity, RNA polymerase II-specific; RNA polymerase II cis-regulatory region sequence-specific DNA binding.
CAGAGCCAGGGAGAGACAGGAGGCGACGGAGAUUUUAUUAGCUCCUCUCCCGCGGCCGCAGCCAAUCAGCGCGCGAGCCCGGGCACCUGCGCCUCCUGCGUCAGGACUGUCAGGCCGAGCGAGUGCUGGCGCCCUUGGAGCUGGGAGAGAUUUAAAACGCUUUGGCUUCCCGGGGCCUGGGUGGGCAAAGCGAGCUGAGUGCCCCCAGCAUCCCCCACUCUCAGCACCCCAUGAGCCGACCCUCGGACCCAUGGAGCCCGGCAAUUUUGCCACCUUGGACGGGGCCAAGGAUCUCGAAGUCCUGCUGGGAGCAGGAGGGAGUCGGAAUCCAGUCGCCCACUCCCCACUGACCAGCCACCCGGCGGCGGCGCCGACGCUUAUGCCCGCGGUCAACUAUCCCUCCUUGGAUCUGCCAGGCUCUGCGGAACCGCCAAAGCAGUGCCACCCAUGUCCUGGGGUGCCCCAGGGGGCGUCCCCAGCUCCAGUGCCUUAUGGCUACUUUGGAGGCGGGUACUACUCCUGCCGAGUGUCACGGAGCUCUCUGAAACCCUGUGCCCAGGCAGCCACGCUGGCCGCCUUCCCCACGGAGACUCCCGCGGCCGGGGAGGAGUACCCCAGCCGCCACACCGAGUUUGCCUUCUGUCCGGGAUACCCGGGGCCCUACCAGCCUAUGGCCAGUUACCUAGAUGUGUCCGUGGUGCCGACGCUGGGCGCCCCGGGAGAGCCUCGCCAGGACACCCUGCUGCCUGUGGACAGUUGCCAGCCCUGGGCCCUCACCGGUGGCUGGACCGGCCAGAUGUGUUGCCAGGGAGAACAGAACCCACCGGGUUCCUUCUGGAAGGCCACAUUUGCAGACUCAAGUGCUCAGCACCCUCUAGAAGGCUGCACCUUCCACCGAGGCCGCAAGAAACGCAUCCCCUAUAGCAAGGGGCAGCUGCGUGAGCUGGAACGAGAGUAUUCCGCUAACAGGUUCAUCACCAAGGACAAGAGGCGCAAGAUCUCGGCGGCCACCAGCCUCUCAGAGCGCCAGAUCACCAUCUGGUUUCAGAAUCGCAGGGUCAAGGAGAAGAAGGUCCUUGCCAAGGUCAAGACCAGCUCUCCUCAGUGAGGGACCUCCCUGGCUUGGGGAGAGGAAGGUGGGAGGUAUCCUGGGGAGGCCAGGAGUCUGCCAGGGAGAGGCUGGGGACUAGGACUCUGCUGAGGGGCCACCAGAGGGGACACUCUUUUCAGGCCAUGGCUCCUGCGCUGUUUCUCACCGGACAGCCUGAGGACCUGACAUAUGACCCAGAAAGCCAGCAGGGCCCAGAGUUACAGCCUAAUCUGCCGAAGGGACACCACCCAAGGGACCUGUCCCGGUUUAAUCAUUCAUCCUGACAGUGGCGAUAAUAACCAUAACCAGUACUAGAUGCCAUGAUCAUUAGUCUCAUACUCUCUGCCUGGAGCUCUGUGGAGCACUACCAAAACAGUUUUCGUGGAGUGAACUAAUCAUGAAUAAACUUGGAAGGAGAUUGUGA